AUGGAUCCCCGCUUUGAUACACUGCAAUAUCAACCAGUGUUGAAUCAUUUGCCCCCGGUGAUUGAACAAUCACCCAUCGGCUCCCAUCAAACUCCAACCGCAAGGGCGAGCUCCUCGGUUGUGCCAGACACACCAGCUCAUGAGGAGGGUAGCACCAACAUCUCCGGGACGACAUUUUUGGCUCAUGAUUCAGACCAAGACUCAGACUCAACGGAUUCUGAGGAUGGCGGAAUCGACGCUAUCGACAUGGCCGAUGAGCUGCCAGAUCUCCAUCAAGCGUCCACUCGCCUGCUAGAACUGGUUGGCACAAAUUCGUCUGAUGCUAAGGGCAUCUAUGAAGUCGCAAAGCGCAUUGCCAAUCCUACCCACGCCGACAACAAGCGGUUCAAACGUGUCUACAAAAAGCUGGCCGACAGCAUGAAGGUUUUCACUAGUGAAAGCUACAUCGAUGCUAUCAGUGUCGCUCGUUUGAUUCCUUGGGUGACGGGUGACGCUCCUGAGCGAUGGGACCCGAGACCGUAUCUUUACAGAGCAAAUUGUGCUUGGUUGGCACUUACCACUCUCUCCGCCGCGAUUGGCUCUCAGACUCAGGUGCAAGCAAUCGAGAAUCUCGAUCGGCAAUUCCCCGCCCCAUUCAUGAGCCGGAUGACCCGACCCAAGCAGAAAUUGACAGGUGGUGCAAGCUGUUCCCUGAAGGCCACUAUCGAUCUUGCUCUCGAGAUUCGAACACAGUUCUUCAUUGCGGAACUUGAGAGACGUCAACACGAGAAAAGCUUCGAUGCCGCAUCCAUCUUGAAAGGCGUGUUCUAUCAGGAUUCCACACUUGGUAAUUCCAACGGCCCUUCGGGCGCUGGGGCUCUUCGGGGAUUCAAUUUGGAAGGAAGUUUCCAGGAUGAGAACGGGCGUCUUCCCGAUAGCAUGCAUGAUGAGGUCAGCGUACGCAUCGACGAGCUGGAGACAGCUCUCUUCGAUGACGAUAAUAAUCUCAAUUUGAAGGGACUUAAAAUAAUCUUCAGUUGGCGCCGGUUCUGUCUACGCGUUGCACGCUUCGUCCAGCUUCGAGAGCAUGAGUUCAAGGGGACCAUUGCUUCUCAGCCCAAACUUGAGGAUGUCCAAGCGAUGGUGAUCAAAGCAAUCCGCCGUCAGGCGGAUAAACGUGCUACCCAAUCACCGAGCCGUCCAAGGCCCGUGGAGUCCAAUCAAGAGGAACCAUCCAAUGUGUUGAAAGAACGGCCUGUCGAGGAACCUGGGAAUGGAGAGGCUGAACAUGAGGAGAGUGCAAUGGAAGAGCCAGCUCGUCCAGAGAGCAAUCAUGAACAACCAGCCUCAGAACAACCAGUGUCGGCACCGCCAGUUCCUGAAGAACCAGUGCCGAAGCCGUCACCACAGCGUGUGCCAAGUCGGCGGAAAUCAGCCAAAGGUAUGUGGCGUACCGCCGACGCCAUGGACUUCCUUGCACAAAGCCUGAAUUUCAGACGCCAGUCAGACUUGGCUUCAUUGGAAUCACAGCCUGUGAAUUCUGGAAAAGGAAAAACCCCUGUUCUCCCUGAUUCCCCUCGAGGCGUGAGCGUAACUGCAGACCGUGACGAAAUUGCUGGAACUCCAGAGCCCGAGCCUUCUGCCCGUCGGUCGAUCACCCCGGAGCGCACAGAUUCGACUACACAGGAUGACGAGCCUACCUUCAAUCCGAUUGACGACGAACUGGUAUUCGAUCAGCCAAAUGAAGCGGUCAUGUCUGCCAGCCCCCGUGGCUCUGAGCGAAUCAAUCGGGUUAGCCACCACCCGGGUCGAUUCUUUGAUACUCCAUCAGCGGCUCGGGAAAAGCCAGUAUCGCCGCGUCGUUCAAUUUUCGAUCGGCAAGCGAAUGCCUCGAGGGUCGUCUUCUCACCUGGUGGCUCUGAGGAAUCUCGAAGUGCAGAGAGACCUCGUGAACCAGCCAAACGGCCGACGACCAUGCAACCACCUCCUCCCAGCCAGGCACUGUCUCGAAAGCGCGGCCGAGGUGACUCAGACGAUGAGGCUAGCGACGAUGAUUUUGACCAGGACACCCGCAGCCACAACAUCGCUCAACGCAGAGCGCAAGUUCCCGAACGAGCACGCCCAAGCGAAAAGCGGCAACGUGUGAUCCAAGAGGAAUCUAGUCCAGCUGCGGGACAGCUGCUCGAAGAUCUCGCCGCCAGUCAACAGCAGGUCGAGGUGACGAGACCCGAGGCUCCGAGUCCCCUCCCCACCACGCGACGCGGAUCUCGCUGGCUCGCGGAAAAUUCCAUUUCCAGCUCAUCACGACAAAAUAUUGGUAUUCCAGCCAUUAUCCCCCGAGGCCGAAGAAAGUGGACGGAAGAAGAAGAUGAUCGCCUGAUCAUGCUUGUAGCGAAACACGGCACUCAGUGGGCGGUGAUCCAGCGACAGGAUCAAAUUUGUCCUGCGAGUCAUGGAGGGCCACAGCUCACAGGUCGAACUCAAGUAAACAUGAAGGACCGGGCGCGUACUAUCAAGCAGAAGCUUGUGAGGAGCGGUCUACCGUUACCACUCAAUUUCGACCGCGUCACAGGCUAA
Molecule: messenger RNA, 2556 nt
Organism: Penicillium subrubescens
Lineage: Eukaryota; Fungi; Ascomycota; Eurotiomycetes; Eurotiales; Aspergillaceae
Product: telomere repeat binding factor family protein
Exons: 4
Coding region: 1-2556 (851 amino acids)
Source: RefSeq, a predicted model, not a curated record